Iphiclides podalirius (scarce swallowtail) is the source of this 1920-nucleotide messenger RNA. The record is from the annotation of a GenBank genome assembly. NCBI's taxonomy places the organism in Eukaryota, Metazoa, Arthropoda, Insecta, Lepidoptera, Papilionidae.
AUGGCAGGUGAUUAUGACAUCGCCCUAGUUUCCGAGCCAUACACCGGCUCGGGUUUAGAAGUCAAAUCGGUACUUGGAAUCGACACCUUCCAAUUUUCUCAGGGCAACAGGGUAAAGGCCUGCAUCCUGGCCAAACCAGGACGCAGGUCCAUUCUGGGACUCUCUAAGCAUUCAUCAUCAAACCUCUGCGCAAUCCGACUCACAAUAGGAAGUCGGAAUAUUCUCCUCGCAUCCGUAUAUGUCGAACCGAACACAGAUCAGUGCCAAACAUUGGACCGCCUAGACGCCUUUCUUAAGGCCACAGACGGUUCCCCGAGGUUGGUAGGGGGCGAUCUCAAUGGGUGGCACCCCAUAUGGGGGAGCGAAAGGAGCAACCCCAGAGGCUGCGAAAUCGUCGACUUAAUUAAUGGAAAUGACAUGUUCGUAUGCAACGUCGGGAAAACACCCACCUUCGAGACAGUAACCCACGGGCGAGAUCGGUCCUCUAUAAUAGACAUCACUCUUGCUUCCGGAUCCAUCGUAGAUCACAUCUGCGAAUGGCAGGUGAACUUGAACGCCUGUCCAACAUCACAACACAAUGCAAUAGAUUUUACAAUAAACUUUAACUCGAAUCAAUCAAAACACACACACCAAAACUCAACAUUCUUAUACAAAUCUAAAAAAGCACGUUGGCCAAUCUUCAAGGAUACAUUACAAACUCAAAUGACACUCACAGACUUACUAAACAAAGACAUACCCACUCUCAACUCCGAGAACCUUGACCAAACAGUAGACGAACUUACAGAAAUAAUUCACCGAGCCUGCCGGGCUAGCAUGCACACCUCUCGCGGAGGGACCAAACCGAAGGCGCCUUGGUGGACGGAGGAACUGGAGACGCUUAAAAGAAGCGUCAUAAACAUUCACCGCCAGCUUCAUGCCGCCAAGCGUCAGAAUUUACCUCUACAUGACUUGAUCGAUCAACAGAAAUUAUUAAAGGACAGCUACGCACAAAAACUAAGAGAUGAGUCGACCAAGCACUUUCGCGAAUUUUGUGAAUUGCAAACUAAGGAAAAUGUCUGGUCACUUACCAACAGAUUGCUCAAAGUUACUUCACCCAGGCGCCCACCUGCCACCCUAGAUGUAGGAGGUAGGCACACUGCCAAUGCUGAGGAAACAGCAAAAGCACUUAUUAACCAUUUCUACCCUGAUGACCAACCCGACUCCUUACCCCGACACCAACAACUAAGAUCUCAACUCUCAGAACCUUCACAAUCCCACGACGACCCACCUUUCACCGAGGAGGAAGUGUUGGAGUGCCUAAAACAGAUGAACCCCAACAAGGCCCCUGGACUUGACAACUUAACUUCUGACAUAUGCUACCAAUUUGCAACUGAUUACCCCAAAUUACUUACAGAUAUAUUAAAUCGUUGCCUCACACUUCAGCACUUCCCUAAUCGGUGGAAGGUGGCCUACGUUAAAAUCAUUCCCAAACCGGGCAAGCCAGACUACAGCACCCUCGACUCUUUUAGACCUAUAGGACUGAUACCUGUGUUUGGGAAGCUUUUGGAGAAACUGUUCAUCAGGAGAAUUACAUACAGGGCCCAGACUAAUAACAUGAUGAACAAAAACCAAUUUGGUUUUAGAGAACAGACGAACACGUGCGAAGCCAUCCACACUGCCCUCAGCAAGAUAAAAGAUGCCAAGUCACACAAUCAACUGUCUAUAGCCAUAUCUCUAGACAUCAAAGCAGCCUUCGACAACGCCUGGUGGCCCUCACUCUUCCACCGGUUGCGGCACAUCAACUGUCCAAAUAACAUCUUCGGAUUAGUCCAGGAUUACGUUCGCAAUCGGGAAGUCAUACUUGACCAUGCGGGGGAGCGGGCCACCAAGACGAUGUCCAAGGGCUGCAUUCAGGGCUCCGCGUGUGGACCCAUUUUGUGG